Messenger RNA from Cladocopium goreaui, 726 nucleotides. The record is from the annotation of a GenBank genome assembly. Lineage: Eukaryota; Dinophyceae; Suessiales; Symbiodiniaceae.
GCUGACAUCGAUCUGGGACAGAUUCAAGUGGAGGCGCAGCGGGAUGGCGCCAGAGCUGGGGGUGAGUCUUCUGAUGUGCCCGAGGCCGGCCUCGGGGACUACUUCCUCAAGGACUACAAGGGAGGCGGUGUCUUUGAGCACGAGGCCUACGAGCCCUAUGCCCCGGAAUGGUGCUGGAUCCACAAGAGCUCUGGCAUCAAGGUGUGGCAGGAUGCCCUGGACCUGACUCAGUCCAGUGGAAGUGGCGAAGUCGAGUGCUUCUUUCAUUACACGACCCAGUUGGGGUUCCGAAACAUUACGGCUCCACAGAAGAAAGCCGUUGAAGUCUUCGCCUCUUUGCUCACCAGCGGUCCGAAGGCCAAUGCGUGGUGGGGACAAGGCGUUUACAGUGUCAGAAGGGCGCCGGAUGAAUGGCCAGACGUGGCCACGCUGAUUGACAAUAACUAUCGGAAUAUGCAUAAGAGGGACGUUGAAUCGAAAGGCCGUGAGGCCGCGGACGAGGAGAGUGUGCCUUUCUUAGGUGCCGCAUUUCUUGUCCACAUUUUUGGUUCAAUUUUUGGAUGUGCACAUGGUCAGUACCAGUAUUUGCAGAUUAACAGACCUAGAUCCAGUCAUGCAGGAGUACGCUUCCCGUGUGGCUUACUGUAUUCCACUCUUGGCAAACUCUGCCAUAUGCUACGAUGUUUCGGUUCAACAGACGCCGGAGAUGCAGAAGGAGGCUGGUAG